GUCGAAGUAAAACAAGUUUUUUUUUGUUUGCCAUUUUUUUUUAAGUGGAAUGAUUGUGCGGCUACUCUUCUUCGUCCUCUUCCUAUUUGAGUGCCAAUGUCGAGUGGUGAGACCUCACCAGAACUGUGUUAAGAAUGUCUGUUACUUUGAUUUUGAUGUUGAUUAUAAGUUUACCAUGAUGUGGUACAACUACACCAAUACUCUCGAUCCGGAGUUUUAUCCUGUCGUAAUGAAAAACGGAGUCCUUCAUAGAAGAAUUACAAGUGAUACUUGUGGAGAUACGCUCAUUCCGCUAACAUUAGAAGAAUUCAAACACAGUGUGAGUCCCGGGGAUGGAAAGUAUAGAAUGGUUUAUGCUAUCAAUGGCCAGAUUCCGGGCCCAGAUGUUGUUGUAUUCGAGGAUCAAAUUAUUUCUGUUCUUGUACACAAUCACCUUAAAACGGAAGGUGUGACUGUUCAUUGGCAUGGCAUGGUGCACAGAGGUACACCUUUUAUGGAUGGGGUUGAUAUGGUAACUCAGUGCCCAAUUUUACCAGGACAAACAUUUGAGUACAGAUUUGUCGCCUCCCCUGUAGGCACACACUGGUAUCAUGCACAUACUAAUAGCAUGAGAAAUGACGGAUUGGCAGGUGCCCUUAUUGUAUUGCCAAGAAUAAGACCAGCUAUUAAGAUCCCACAUAAUCCGAUUCCGGAAGUAGAUGCAGAAUUUUCAAUAGUUUUACAAGAGUGGACAAAAAGGAUGACUCAAGAAAAGUUUCUUUCUACAAAAGGAUUAGGACUUUUGGAUGAGUACGACGGAGCUUGUCUACCACCGGUUGUGCGUCCAGACGGAUCUGCUAACAGAUACCAAUUACACAUGGGCCUCGUGAAUGGUCUUGGGAGAAAAUACAUUCAUGACGAUCCAAAUAAUCCAGAAAAGCCUUAUAUUCCUUUGGAGACCUUUACCGUAAAACAAAAACGUUAUUAUCGGUUUAGAGUGACUAACGUUGGAGUCAGUUCAGCAUUUGAAAUUUCUAUUGAUGAUCAUACACUUAUAAUCGUAGCUUUUGACGGAAAUGACGUAGAACCAUUCAAAACAGAUGUCGUCACUAUAUCUCCAGCUGAGAGGGUUGAUUUCAUUGUAUAUACUGGACGUCCGCUAAGUAAUUACUACAUCAACUUUAUUACUGCUUCGACCAAAUUUGCAACAGGGGGAAAGCUAAAAUACAGACAACGUACAUAUGGAGUCUUAAAUUACUUUGGUGUUAAUAAGUAUCUUACUCCUGUCGUACGUCACAGGGAAUGUACAGAUUUUUUGCCGUGUGUUGUAGUAAACCAAGUUUACGGACUCUAUCCCGUGAACAAAAAUACAAUAAGUGUACCAAUUACAAAUCUGAAGUCAACUCCUUUGGCCUUAAAGAGGAACCCAGUCCCCCUUGUGGGGCCGAAGGAUUCCAGACAGUUAUUUUUCCUGAAUUUCCACCUUGGGGACAGAGGACCACGUAUCAAUGGCAUCAAAUUUCGCAGACCGAGUUCAGCACUACAGACCUACCCAGGACCAGACGCUAUUGUUCCUUGUGGAGCUGACACUUGUACCGAGAAAGACUGCAAAUGCACGCAUAUGCUAAAACUCGGACUAGGAAAUAUAAUCGAUUUUGUUCUCUUCUCUUUUAGUGACAGAAAGGCUGCCCAUCCAGUUCAUUUACAUGGGCAUCAUUUUCAUGUCCUUAAAAUUGGAUAUCCUCCAUAUGAUUUCAAAACCGGAAAUGCCACCGCACGAAAUCCAGAUAUUACAUGCUUUGAUGAGCUUUGCACAAAAGCAACAUGGACGGAUCCCUCAUGGAAUACUGAAAAAAUCCCUGGCUUAAACCUAGUUAACCCCCCUAUCAGAGAUACAGUCGUUGUUCCCGCCAAUGGUUACGUCAUAAUAAGACUGAAAGCUGAUAACCCUGGAUUUUGGUUUAUGCACUGUCAUUUUGGACAUCAUCAGACUCAAGGCAUGAACUUGAUUAUGCAAGAAGGAAAUAUUGCGGAUAUGCCCAAACUUCCACCGAAUUUUCCUACAUGUAACAACUUCCUGGUCAACCCUGAACAAUGGCUGAUGGCUCUGAAGAGAGAAGAAGCGAAACGAAAGUCACUGGGCUGCGAAUAUUGAAUUCAAAAAUUCUAUUUGCAUGAUAAAUGAAGAAAAAAACAACAACAUCAUUCUAGAUACUUUAAGAGUGAUCGAAUUUUGAUUUGCAUUCAAUUGGAGGAGGUCAUAUAUGAUAAAAACAUUAUGGAAAAA
This is a messenger RNA of Saccostrea echinata, 2266 nucleotides long. RefSeq lists its product as uncharacterized. Gene Ontology annotation, biological process: iron ion transport. Gene Ontology annotation, molecular function: oxidoreductase activity; copper ion binding. Bases 50 to 2134 code for a protein of 694 amino acids. The transcript is spliced from 14 exons. The record is from RefSeq and is a predicted model, not a curated record. Gene Ontology annotation, cellular component: plasma membrane. Lineage: Eukaryota; Metazoa; Mollusca; Bivalvia; Ostreida; Ostreidae.